AAUUAUCAAGAGAAUUCUGGCAAGGUGUAAGGUGCUAAGUGUUUACCUACAUUUUAAAUUAAUGGCUAAGUAAAUAUAAGAUAAUCAAAAGACCCGACCCAUUUUCAGUUUGGUGUUAGCUUUCGCGGGAGUUAGAUGGUGGAUCAGCCUGCCCAGUUUAAAAACAUUGUUCGGCUUACGCAUCGAUAUAUUUAAAUAUCCUGUUCGUUGAUUAAAGUGCAUAGUUAUCGGUGCGAUGUCUGGUGAACAAGAAGUAAAUGUUCAAACCACAGGAAUAGAAAAUUUAAAAAUUGAAAAUGGUGACUCCCCUGCUCCUCCUUCUCCCGUUCCCUCUUCACCGACGAGCGUAACAUUCGAAGACAACUUCAAAGUAUUCGCAAAAUUCGGGGACCCGAAGUCAGAUGGCAAGCAAAUCACCCUGUCCAACAGCGACAAAUGGAUGAAGCAAGCAAAGAUCAUCGACGGGAAAAAGAUCACGACCACGGAUACUGGCAUCUACUUCAAAAAGCUGAAGUCAUUGAAAGUUGGAAUCGUCCAGUACAAACAGUUCUUGGAGGACCUGGCGAAAAAUAAGAAAGUCGAAGUUGAAGAGAUGAUGACGAAGUUGACAACUUGUGGACCUCCAGGACAUCACGGUGUUGGGCCAGUGAAAGCUACUAGCACAGUGGACAGACUCACCGACUCAUCGAAGUACACUGGAACGCACAAGCAAAGGUUCGACGAAUCGGGUAAAGGCAAAGGCGUGGCAGGAAGGAAAAAUUUGACGGACGAUUCUGGUUACGUGACAGGUUAUCAGAAUAAAGAUACUUACAAAAAGAAUUGAAUAUUCUAGACAGACAUAUGUACUCGACAAAUCGAUAUUUUUGUACAUAUUUAAUAUUUGUUUAGGGAAAAUCAGCUUAUCAUAAUAUAUACAGUGUGUUUCGAUGUUUUUUUUUGGGAAAAACUUAUUAUGAUAAAGUCAAAUAGAAAUUUCAAAAACCGAAUCUAUUUAUAAAGAGAUAAAUUUUUCCUCUAAAGUUGAAAAUUGUUCAGCGAGAUGGUGUGAAAAUAUGAAAGACUUAAAAUUGUAAACUAAAAAUGUUCUAACGACCACAAAAAUUGAGUAUUUCGAGAUUUAAUAUAUACCCACAUGGUUAACGCUAAUACCUAAGUAUCCAUACUUUUACUUUCACUACAAUCAUUGAAUGUGUGAUUGUUACAAGCUUUUUGGGUCUGUGACAAAUGUUGUUUUUUGUUACUGAACGUAUUCAUAAAUACACAGAGUUUCCCAGGUGGAAAUGUAA
Leptinotarsa decemlineata (Colorado potato beetle) is the source of this 1286-nucleotide messenger RNA. Its product is annotated as tubulin polymerization-promoting protein homolog. Lineage: Eukaryota; Metazoa; Arthropoda; Insecta; Coleoptera; Chrysomelidae. Gene Ontology annotation, biological process: positive regulation of protein polymerization; microtubule polymerization; microtubule bundle formation. Gene Ontology annotation, molecular function: tubulin binding. The record is from RefSeq and is a predicted model, not a curated record. Gene Ontology annotation, cellular component: microtubule.